AUGAAGGUUGUAAAAGCAUUCAAGAGCCUCCUGGGGAAGGCGACCGCGCCGCCGCCCAAGUACGCCGCCACGCCGCCGCCCAAGCACGUGAGCCUCCGCGGCGGCCCGGUGCGCCUCGUCCCCGCAGAGCACUGCAGCGCCUAUGACAUUGGACUGACCUGCAAGACGGCGCUGGAAGACGCGGACGUGGACUACCUGUUUGACGCCGCCAAUCGGGAGCUGCUGGUGUUUGUGCUGGAGACCAACGCGCACGUCGCCGAGACGCUCAUCGUCCAGUGUCUAGUUCGGGAAAAUGAAGAAGUGUUUUCCAGGCUGCACCACUUCCCGUUUGCCUCGUCGGACCUGCUCUGCACGGUGCUCAUAGUGGCCUCCACCAACAACUACACGUCGACGGUAAGGCGCAUCCUGGCCGGCAAGAAGCUCAAGGCGUGCCCGCGGAACACGGAGGCGCUCGUGCAGGCCGUGGAGCACAACCACGCAGCCAUAGUGCGGGUGCUCCUGCUGGACGACCGCGUGUCCAACAACGGGUUCCAGUGCCUGGCUCUGAUCAAGGCGUGUCGCCACGGGCACGUCGGCGUCCUGCGCCUGCUGCUACAGGACCCCUGCAUCCGGGCCUCGCUGAUGUCCCCGGAGAUGGCCACCUGCGGCUCCACGGCCCUGGCGGUGGCCGCGCGCAUGGGCCAGGUUGGGGUUUUGCGUGUGCUGCUGAACAAUCCGCUCUUUAACCCCGAGGACUUUGAGAACCUCGCCCUACAGAGCGCGAUCGCAAGCCAGGACGUGAGGGUCGUGCGACUGCUGCUGGCCGACCCGCGAGUCGACCCGACCCAGCUCAUCACCCUCCCGGGUGCUACGGUGGACGGACAGCGUUCCAGACGCCCCCGGACAAUGCUCUCCCACGCGUGCGAGGUCGGGACCAUGCAGAUCGUGAGGCUACUCCUGGCCGACCCGCGAGUUGACUCACGGGCCUACGGCCGCACGGCAAUGGCCAGCGCCAGGAAGCCGGAAAUCGCCUGCCUGUUGUUAGGAUAUAGCACUUGUGAAUAA
This is a messenger RNA of Sphaeroforma arctica JP610, 1044 nucleotides long. RefSeq lists its product as hypothetical. Gene Ontology annotation, molecular function: protein binding. The record is from RefSeq and is a predicted model, not a curated record. The transcript has a single exon. The coding region runs from base 1 to 1044 and encodes 347 amino acids. Lineage: Eukaryota; Ichthyosporea; Ichthyophonida.